Opisthorchis viverrini is the source of this 6123-nucleotide messenger RNA. RefSeq lists its product as hypothetical. Bases 1 to 6123 code for a protein of 2040 amino acids. Gene Ontology annotation, molecular function: chromatin binding; histone deacetylase binding; transcription corepressor activity. NCBI's taxonomy places the organism in Eukaryota, Metazoa, Platyhelminthes, Trematoda, Opisthorchiida, Opisthorchiidae. Gene Ontology annotation, cellular component: nucleoplasm. The transcript is spliced from 21 exons. The record is from RefSeq and is a predicted model, not a curated record. Gene Ontology annotation, biological process: negative regulation of transcription by RNA polymerase II.
AUGACUGACUGUGCCUUUCUGCCGUCCACGUGUGAUGCAAAUUAUCACGAGGAAGCUACUCCUCCAAAUUUGCCGAAUACAGACCCUGCUGUUCAAACGGAUUAUCACCCUGUGGAGACAGAGUCUACCAAAGGAGCUGGGGAACCGGUGGAAUCUAAUGGUGACUAUAAUUUAGAAGUCCCUUUACGUCGAAGUAAACGAGGCAAGGGUAAAGGUGCGAACAGUACUGCCUCCGCCACUGCUGCUGGUGGUGCCAACACAGGAGCUACCAAUGGCAGUGGUGGAGGCGCUGCCGAAGAACGGGUUUCCUCGUGCCUCGUUAACGGGACUGAAUACCAAACCGGCAAUUUCGUGUACUACGAGGAACCCGACUUCGAGUAUUUCACUAUUGGGCUCAUUGAAGAGAUCAAAUUCUCCCGACGUGAUAAAUUUGCAAUCACAGUAAAAUGCUUCUACCGGACUCAUGAUAUUCCCGAGUCGUCCAAACAGUGUAUACUUGAACGCGAGCUGUUUCACUCACCGUCGAAUUCACUACGAAAAGCUGAGGUACUGUCACGUGAGCUAUUUGUCUCUGAAGUGCAGGAAACAAUCGCCUCGAAGCAACUGCGUGGACGUUGUAAAGUUAGCCAUUUACAAGACCUACGCACAGCGCUGAACACUUUCUCCCCGGACGAGGAAGAUUGCUUUUUCUACGUUUUUGCCUACAACCCGGAAACUCGAAGACUAAUGCAUACUCGUGCUGAGAUCCGGGUAGGUCAUGCCUUCCAGGCCAACAUACCACGCUUUCGACAUCUACCGCCUGCGACCUACCAUCCACAUCCACAUAAACUUCGGUGCGGCAGAAGUUGUCGCUUUCUCCACAGUACCCAUGGGCAUUACCCACGUAGAUCUAAACUACCUCGUGUUCCGCCUGGUGGGCUGCUUGAUGAGUCGAAACCUGAACUUGAUGAACGAACGCAUUCUCCCAUCGCUGCCGCUUCAGUAACGGAAGCUCCUCAUAGUAUGGAAGAAUGCAUUUCUCAGAAGCAGCCUCAAACAAUAGAGGAACAAUGCAAACUUGAGGAUGCUGAUUUGGAUACGGAUGUACCAAAGUCUCCUCCCGCCUUGGAGAACUUCUCUUCCGUACGGCCUAGAGAGGAUUCCCCUUCAUUGGCACAUCUUCAUUCCCAUCGUCACACAGUUGCAGAAUCAUCUGUCAGAAAACUGCUUUCCCGCAGACGGCGUGCUAGACGAUUUGAAACCUUGACUUGGCGACCCCACGGUUUAGCCAAGAGGUUAUCCGCAGCAAACAACCUUAAGGCAUCUGAGGUUAAUCAUUUGUUCAAUGGUGAUAUUAUGGAUGAGCCUCUGAAAACCUAUUUGGAUGCGGUGCGAUCGAUGGUGGCGUUCUUCGGGUUUGGCGGUGCAGAUGAUGAUUUAUCAUCAGCUGAGAACGGCCUUACUCUUGCCAAUCUGGCUGCAACUACCCAACAUGCAUACGACACUUUGCACAAGUCGGGGUACUCUCUCAAACAUGCUCUUCAGAGUAUAUCCUACAAUCCGAUCGCAUCCAAGGCAAGUGGUGCCCUUUACUCUUUCCCGGCACUCUUUAACGAGUACUCGUAUACUGGUGCUUAUUUAGCCAACUCUAGCCUCUCAUCCGAUACGCCCCGACAUUGGACAGCUGAUCAGGUACGCCUUUUCGCCUAUGCACUUCGAGUCCAUGGGAAGGAUUUCUUUGCAAUUCAGCGUGAUUUCUUCGGUGGUCGGGCUUCGGCCAUCGCAGCCACACCUUCAACACAGCUGGGGCAUCCAGGAACAGGCAAUACCCCAUUAUCUGGACGGUUACGUGGUAGGGGACGUCGCCGAGCUGGUGUUUCUGGGGCGAGCUGUAACCAUAAAGUAAAGACCGAUGAAGAGGAAAUGAUGGACUUGAAGACUGAGGAUCACCCUCAGGCUGGUGAAGAAUCAGACCAAGGUCUGUCUAACGAUGCCACAGGGGACAACAAACCCGUCAAAACCGUUAAAGAAUUAAUUGCAUUCUAUUACUACUGGAAGCGUAAAGGUGCAGCCUCAGCCGCCUCACCUUCCAUGCUGGUCACUACUAAUCACCAGGGUGGUCUAACUGGAGCUGCAGUGAAUUUCGCAGCCGCAGUCGCUUGUGCAAAUGCAGAUGGUCAAUCCGUGCUGGGUAACGGGGCCAGUUUAAGUGGAGUGGUUAGUCAGAUUUCUUCACACCAGCCACAACAAUUACAGCAACAACAACAGCCGUUGGCAGGUGUUGGAGGCAAGCGGCGGAAACCAACGACCAGUCGGGGGAAUGCUCCUCGCGCAUCAACUCCGGCUAGUGAGCUCUCUGAAUCUGCCUGUGCAAGCUUACCCGACUCGGAAACAGACGGUCCACCCGAGGCAUGUAAGCGCCCAUUCUGCAUAAAUUCUGGUCCCACGUUCUUUCUAAUUAACGCUCCAUUUGUAGAUGAGACAUCGGAUUACAACGUGAUUGCAAAGGACGAUAAAGACUCCUUAUUCGAGGUAACUUCAAACAAACUAGCUGGAGCAGAACAAGACCUGCCCCCUUCCGGUCGCUUGCGUCGCCGAUUAUGUCGCAACUGUGCCAAAGAGUUGCCUUCGCCAACGGAUACACUUCAGCCUACUGGGGUGGGACAGUUACGUUUCUUGUGUCACGCGUGUCGUAAUCAUCUACAAAAAUACGGCGAACUGAAGUCAACAUCGCUUGCUGCGUAUCCGCCGCCUCAGUUGCAUAGUGAGGUCUCCCAUCCUCCAUCUUCCUGUGUGGAAACGACAGACGAAGGCAAGCCUAGCAUUGACCAUACUGCUACCGAUGAUCCAACUCAUGGUUCACCAGUAUCGCCUAUAGCCAGUCCAGUCUCCUGUUCACGUCACUCCUGGAAUCCGGACGCCCAGACAUCUUCAUUAUACUCGUCGACAUAUUCGCUAUGUCACUCCUCUCCAUGUUCGACUGCACUCGAUUCCGAGGACUAUUUCUCCUCUUCAUCAUCCCUGGAGUCCGAUUGCUCUUCGCCAUCGUCAGGUUCCCGUGCAAGUUCAGACACUGGACCCGAAACUGUUGGGAAAAACAUUGAGGGUCGCACUCUCCGAAAGCGUUCCAAGCGUCCGCGAUAUGAGAAUUAUCCCCACGCGUCUAUUCAUUCGAAAAUGCCUUGUGUAACGCAUCCUGAGGUCAAAGAAUCGAACGAAGUGGCUAACGCAGGAGUUUGUGGUGCGGCUACACCGCUCGUGACCAAAACUUCCCCUUCGUGGCCGCCAGCUAACUCCACCACCGGUGAGGAAUCUCACACUAGCCCUCUGCAGGUAACGAUCACCGCAAGCCAAUGGUCUCUUCCUGAUACAAAAAAACAGUUAUCCGGAUUCACUGCUGACAACAACGCGUCCCAUUCGCCAAAGGUUGAAGUAAGAGCGCGAUCUUCUCCCAUGCAUCAUGAGGUGGAGGGAGAUGAUGCUGGGGACGCAGAGAGUGAAACUGAAGUUGAAUUAAUGGCUCAUGUCUCGUCACUCACACCAUGCCUAAGGCAGAUACACCGAUCUACCUGGUCUCGUUUAGUUCGUAUAUGGGAUCGGUCCGUCACUAUACGAGUUCCCACAGACACCAACCGAACACUGUUCAAUGCUGGAAGCUGUUCGCGAACUGAUGUCAUCUAUGAUGGUCGCGGUUUAACGGAAGAAGAGCUAGCUGUGGCACGUCAUGAACUUUACUCGUGCCAUUUGGAAACAGCUGUGGGGCCUGGGGCGUUAACAAUCGGCUCGGGCGGUAAAACUGACGCAGCGGCGGAACCAUCCAAACAUCAGGUUCCACUAUCGGCUACUGCGUCUAGGAGAAAGUUUUUCCUAGUAGACACGGACGGACCGAUAAAAUGGCUGGUGUCAGAUUCUGCCUGUGAAUUGUCCUCAGCUGCAAUUCUAAGCCAAUUUCCCUUAGAAUCUUCGCGCCCGUCCGAAUCCCAUGGGUCAGUGAGUUGCCCUUUCGCAAUCUCGAAUUCUGGUGUACAUGAUUCGAGUGCUCUGAACCUCUCUGCCCGUACGCUGCAUUCGUCACCUACCCAACGCCUAGCUCCACCCUGUUCUCGAGCUUCGAGUUAUGAUGGCUCCGCCCUACUUGGUCAACAACACUCCUCUGUACAGUCUAGUGCGGCAUCCUCUUUCAAAAACCCUUCCACAUAUCUUCCCGCUGCCAGAACCUCGACCACACCCAACCAACCAUCUGGGAACAACGUUACACCCGCACCUUACGAUCCGUCUCCUACGCAGCAGCAAAUACAAGCAGCUUACGAACAAGCAAUGCUUCUUGCAGCGGCUGCCACGCAGCAUCAUUAUCAACAAGCAAAACUGACUGGUCAGCAGUCACGUGAAGCUCAUCAACAGUCGCAUAGACAGUUCGUGGCGUCCACCUCAGCGCAUUCUCCUCGCCCAUCUAGCACACACACAUCCAACGCCAAAGUUAGUGCAGCCCAACUUUCAGCGCGGUUGGGUGCUGCUGCUGGCACAUUUUACCCUCCUGCGCUGGUUGCUUCAACGUUAAAUUUGGUCUCUCCAACAGGGGGACGUCCGAUCACUGCUGGUCACGUUUCUUCUCAAUCUUUUCCGCCUACGUUUCUUUCCCCGACGCUACUUAACUCCCUUGGUGCUGGUGCUCAUGUACAUACCCCUAGCUAUCCAUCUUUCGUCAAUCCCGCUGUCAGCACUCCUGGGGAAGCGCUAUGGAAGAACCACGAUGCGCUUCAGUUGCAGCUAACCAUGAUGGGAUUGCUCCCACCUGCCACUUUGCCUGAUCCUGCUUUACUCUACGGGUCGGUGGAUCCUCGCGAAACUGAAGCUUUUCGGCUGCUGAUGGCCGAGAAGUUGACUCAUCUUCGCUACCCAUCGGCAAACCUGCCGGCGAAUGAUCAACAGGACUUUCUUACUACGGCAACUGAAAUGCUGCUACGCGCUCGUGCGAACCUGGGCGCAGGUGGUGGUACAUUCGGCGAUAGUUCGAAUGGUCAUACGAAUCCACUACUUUAUCCUCCUCCACCGGUAACCAACACAGGAGCGAUGACUUCUGCCGUGAACAGCAUAUCUACGCGUCCAACAGCCUCCGUUCAGUCACCCCACUAUCGCCAUUCGUCGGGUUCACACGCCUCAACGUUAGCUGCCUCAACAUCCAGUGCUCACUCUAGACUGCCCACUUCCACGACAAUUGCUAAUAGUUCAGUUUCCAGCGCCUCGUUUAGUCGCCAAAGUUCUAGCAUCUCGGCAGCCCAGCAGUUACAGGAACAAAUGUUCAAUGCCGCAAAACUUGCUAUGUUAGCGGCCAACAUGCAGUCUGACCCUAGUAAGGCGUUUACGUUUGCUGCCGCUCUGGCAGAGCUCGCUGCGCAUGAAAAAACCCAGAGCCAGUUGACUGUAACGCCCUCGCAUCUCGGUACUCAACCUUCGAAACCGAUAGGCAUGUCUCUUCCUCCGUUUGACAUGCGAAUUCCUGCUACCGGUGCCGGAAACAGCAGUAGUACUGGAGCUCACCCUGAUCGCCUUGGAUCUGCAUCCCCUUUCCGUCGUCGCCCAUCCGGUCCAUUUGGUGGAAUUACCUCCGGUUCACCGUCCCCGUCGCUCCUGCCCUCACAGACAGCUUGCGGUUUGCCGCCUAUCAGUAGGCCACUUGUGGGAGCUCCCACAAAUCAGUCACGAAUGAUGUCCAGUCCAACAGUUACAACUCCAUCGAACCGUUUCUCAACAGCCACCCCAUUGUUGAUUCCAAACAUGACUCCAAACUUUGCGAGCGUGUUCAACCCGGGUCAUAUCCCGUCACCAUCGCAACUGGCUCAAUUGAGUCAAUUGACACAUUCUGCUGGUUUAGCCCCCGGUCUGGGACUACAAGAUCCGGCAAUGAUGAAUGCUUUAGCACUGGCAGCAGCCGCAGCGUACGCUGCGGGCCCACAGCUCCCCGAUUUUACAGCAGUUGGGGAUUCGGACCACGGCGAUCGCCAUCGGUAUCCAGGCCAAAUAGGCAGCUCCGUAUCACGCCAUCCGACCUUUCACCAACAGCAACAACAAGCUGCCGCAGCAGCGUUUGCUGCCCUACCACAAUUUAACAUCGGAGGACAUCGGCUGCCAUCCUCCCAUCGGUAG